Messenger RNA from Gryllus bimaculatus (two-spotted cricket), 1278 nucleotides. Lineage: Eukaryota; Metazoa; Arthropoda; Insecta; Orthoptera; Gryllidae. The record is from the annotation of a GenBank genome assembly.
AUGGUUUUUUUCGAAACUUGUGGACCUAAUGAAGCUCUUGUUAUUUCUGGAUGCGGUUAUCGUAAACCUUUGUUGAUACCCGGAGGGAGAGCUUUCGUAUGGCCCGGCGUCCAACAAUGUCAGAAAAUUUCAUUGAAUACAAUGACAUUACAAGUGGAUAGCCCGAAGGUGUACACUUGUGAAGGAGUACCGAUCUCUGUAACUGGUAUUGCGCAAGUUAAAAUUCAAGGGCAAAAUAAGGAAAUGCUCGCUACAGCAUGUGAACAAUUUCUUGGAAAAAAAGAUGCUGAAAUUCGGCAAAUUGCUUUGCUCACAUUAGAAGGCCACCAGCGGGCGAUUAUGGGGACCAUGACAGUGGAAGAAAUCUAUAAAGAUAGGAAAAAGUUCAGUAAACAAGUGUUUGAAGUUGCAUCAUCUGAUCUUGUCAAUAUGGGGAUCACAGUUAUUUCCUACACUUUGAAAGAUGUCAGUGAUGACCAAGGAUAUUUAAUGAGUCUGGGCAUGGCUAGGACAGCAGAAGUGAAGCGUGAUGCGAGAAUGGGUGAAGCUGAGGCUAGGAGGGAUGCCAAAAUCAAAGAAGCUUAUGCAGAACAGCAGCGAAUGGAAUCCAGAUUUUUGAAUGAUGCUGAAAUAGCCAAAGCUCAACGAGAUUUUGAAUUGAAAAAAGCAGCAUAUGAUACUGAAAUUUUCACAAAACGUGCUGAAGCUGAACUGGCAUAUGAAUUACAGGCAGCAAAAACGAGACAGAGGAUUAAAGAGGAACAGAUGCAAAUUAAAGUUGUUGAAAGAGGCCAGGAAAUAGCUGUACAGGAUCAGGAAAUUCAACGCAAAGAAAGGGAAUUGGAGGCUACUGUACGUAAGCCUGCCGAAGCAGAAAAAUUCAAGUUGGAAACACUAGCUGAGGCUCACAAGAAGCGUGUUGUUCUUGAAGCUGAGGCUGAAGCAGAAGCAGUGAAGAUAAGGGGAGAAGCAGAAGCUUUUGCAAUUGAAGCAAAGGCAAAAGCAGAGGCAGAGCAAAUGGCAAAGAAAGCUGAUGCAUGGAAGGAAUAUGAAAAAGCUGCUAUGAUUGACAUGCUUUUGAACACCAUACCUAAGGUAGCUGCUGAAGUUUCUGCUCCAAUAUCAAAAGCCAAAAAGAUAACUAUGGUGUCUUCAGGGAAUGGAGAUGUUGGUGCAUCUAAACUCACAUCAGAGGUUCUUGAUAUUGUUUCAAAAGUACCAGAAGUGGUGAAAAAUAUCACUGGUGUUGACAUUGUGAGAUCUGUACAAGCAGCAUAA